Messenger RNA from Aspergillus tanneri, 1185 nucleotides. It is a transcript of the gene RIM11, whose product is annotated as GSK family serine/threonine-protein kinase. Gene Ontology annotation, cellular component: cytoplasm. Gene Ontology annotation, molecular function: protein serine/threonine kinase activity; ATP binding; protein serine/threonine/tyrosine kinase activity. The record is from RefSeq and is a predicted model, not a curated record. NCBI's taxonomy places the organism in Eukaryota, Fungi, Ascomycota, Eurotiomycetes, Eurotiales, Aspergillaceae. The coding region runs from base 1 to 1185 and encodes 394 amino acids. Gene Ontology annotation, biological process: signal transduction; protein phosphorylation. The transcript is spliced from 7 exons.
AUGUCACAGAAUCGGCCUGGGGUAUUCUCGAGCUUGCGCAUGGGUGAAGUUAUUCGUGAAAAAGUCCAGGAUGGACUAACUGGAGAAACCAAGGAAAUUUCGUAUUCACAAUGCAAAAUCGUUGGCAAUGGAUCAUUUGGGGUGGUUUUCCAAACCAAGAUGAUGCCUAGUGGUGAGGACGCUGCCAUUAAGCGGGUUCUCCAAGACAAGCGUUUUAAAAACCGUGAGUUACAGAUCAUGCGGAUUGUGCGCCACCCGAAUAUAGUAGAGUUGAAAGCCUUUUACUAUUCUAACGGCGAGAGGAAAGACGAAGUAUAUCUGAACCUUGUCCUCGAAUAUGUGCCAGAAACAGUGUACCGGGCAUCGCGAUACUUCAACAAGCUGAAGACAACCAUGCCCAUGUUGGAGGUCAAGCUUUACAUUUACCAGCUGUUCCGCUCUCUGGCCUACAUUCAUUCGCAAGGCAUCUGCCACCGUGACAUCAAACCCCAAAACCUACUUCUAGAUCCAAACAGCGGUGUCUUGAAGCUCUGUGAUUUUGGAUCGGCAAAGAUCCUAGUCGAAAAUGAGCCAAACGUUUCAUACAUAUGCUCCCGCUACUACCGAGCGCCGGAGUUAAUCUUUGGCGCAACCAAUUAUACCACAAAGAUUGAUGUGUGGUCCACUGGCUGUGUAAUGGCGGAGCUGAUGCUUGGACAACCACUCUUCCCAGGAGAAUCGGGGAUUGAUCAGCUUGUGGAGAUCAUUAAAGUCUUAGGGACACCUUCUCGGGAGCAGAUUCGUACUAUGAAUCCCAACUAUAUGGAGCACAAGUUUCCCCAGAUUAAGCCACAUCCUUUCAAUAAGGUUUUCCGAAGAGCUCCCCACGAGGCAAUCGAUUUGAUUUCCGCUUUGCUGGAGUAUACGCCAACACAGCGUCUUUCUGCUAUCGAGGCGAUGUGUCACCCGUUUUUUGACGAGCUCAGGGAUCCAAAUAUUAGACUGCCUGACUCGCGCCACCCCAACUCCUCAUCAAGGGAACUUCCUAACCUCUUCGAUUUCUCUAAACAUGAACUCUCUAUCGCCCCGGCAAUGAAUAGUCGCCUGGUUCCUCCUCACGCACGCCCUGCGCUCGAAGCCCGUGGUUUAGAUAUUGAUAACUUCACACCCCUUACGAAGGAUGAAAUGAUAGCACGUCUCGACUGA